CAGGGGCACGGAGGGGGGAUGGAGGGGCAGCCAUGGAGGUGAUGAACAUGAUGGAGCAGCCAAUCAAGGUGACAGAGUGGCAGGAAACCUACACCUACGACUCAGGCAUCCACUCCGGCGUCAACACCCAGGUGCCCUCUGUCAGCAGCAAGUGCCUUGCGGAUGAUGACGAGGUCUAUGGGAAGCAGUACACCAUCAAGAAGACGACCACGACGAGCUACUGCCAGGGAGGAAGCCAGGGCCAGAACCAAGCACAAGCUGACAUGGAGGCCCAGCUGGCCAUGACCCGGGCCCAGCGUGUCCGGGCUGCCAUGUACCCUGAGACGGUGGAGGACCGGUCCCUGCUCAUCAGCACCCAGCUGGAGGGGCAGCAGACCAACGUGCAGCGCCUGGCAGAGCCCUCCCAGAUGCUGAAAUCAGCCAUUGUGCACCUCAUCAACUACCAGGACGAUGCUGAGCUGGCCACCCGUGCCAUCCCUGAGCUCACCAAGCUGCUCAACGAUGAGGACCCGGUGGUUGUCAGCAAGGCGGCCAUGAUUGUGAACCAGCUCUCCAAGAAGGAGGCCUCGCGCCGCGCCCUGAUGCAGUCACCGCAGAUCGUGGCGGCCGUGGUGCGCACCAUGCAGAGCACCAGCGACCUGGACACAGCCCGCUGCACCACCAGCAUCCUGCACAACCUCUCGCACCACCGCGAGGGCCUGCUCUCCAUCUUCAAGUCCGGUGGCAUCCCGGCCCUGGUCAGGAUGCUGAGGUACAGGGGUGCUGCCGGGGGUCCCAAGAGGCUGGCAGAGCUGAGUGGUCCCCCCAGCCAGAACAACCCCAAGUUCUUGGCUAUCACCACCGACUGCCUUCAGCUCCUUGCCUAUGGAAACCAGGAGAGCAAGCUGAUUAUUUUGGCCAAUGGAGGCCCCCAGGCCCUGGUGCAGAUCAUGCGCAGCUACAACUAUGAGAAGCUGCUCUGGACCACCAGCCGGGUGCUCAAGGUGCUGUCAGUGUGUCCCAGCAACAAACCUGCUAUCGUCGAGGCUGGUGGCAUGCAGGCCUUGGGCAAGCACCUGACCAGCUCCAGCCCCAGGCUGGUCCAGAACUGUCUCUGGACCCUGCGAAACCUCUCUGACGUGGCUACCAAACAGGAGGGCCUGGAUGGUGUCCUCAAGAUAUUGGUGAACCAGCUGAGCUCUGAUGACGUGAAUGUGCUGACCUGUGCCACCGGCACCCUCUCCAACCUGACCUGCAACAACAGCAAGAACAAGACCCUGGUGACACAGUCGAAUGGGGUGGAAGCCCUGAUCCACACCAUCCUGCGGGCGGGUGACAAGGAGGACAUCACCGAGCCAGCUGUCUGCGCUCUCCGGCACCUCACCAGCCGGCACCCCGAGGCUGAGAUGGCACAGAACUCAGUGCGGCUCAACUACGGCAUCCCUGCCAUUGUCAAGCUCCUCAACCAGCCCAACCAGUGGCCACUGGUCAAGGCUACCAUAGGCCUGAUCCGCAACCUGGCCCUGUGCCCGGCCAACCAUGCCCCGCUGCAGGAAGCUGCCGUCAUCCCCCGCCUGGUGCAGCUGCUGGUCAAGGCUCACCAGGACGCCCAGCGGCACGUAGCAGCUGGCACACAGCAGCCCUACACGGAUGGCGUGAAGAUGGAGGAGAUCGUGGAGGGGUGCACGGGGGCACUGCACAUCCUGGCCCGGGACCCUAUGAACCGCAUGGAGAUCUUCCGUCUCAACACCAUCCCUCUCUUCGUGCAGCUCCUCUACUCGCCGGUGGAGAACAUCCAGCGCGUGGCGGCCGGCGUGCUGUGCGAGCUGGCCCAGGACAAGGAGGCGGCCGAUGCCAUCGAUGCCGAGGGGGCCUCAGCUCCGCUGAUGGAGCUGCUGCACUCCAGGAAUGAGGGAACAGCCACCUACGCGGCCGCCGUGCUCUUCCGGAUCUCGGAGGACAAGAACCCCGACUACAGGAAACGUGUCUCCGUGGAGCUCACCAACUCCCUCUUCAAGCACGACCCGGCAGCCUGGGAGGCGGCUCAGAGCAUGAUCCCCAUCAACGAGCCCUACUCAGAUGAGCUGGACCCCGGCUACCGCCCCAUGUACUCUGGUGACAUCCCCCUGGACCCCAUGGACAUGGAUGGGGACUACCCCAUGGACACCUACAGCGACGGCAUCCGAGCGCCCUUCGCUGACCACAUGCUGGCCUAA
Messenger RNA from Chaetura pelagica (chimney swift), 2195 nucleotides. RefSeq names its product junction plakoglobin (gene JUP). Gene Ontology annotation, biological process: cell adhesion; positive regulation of transcription by RNA polymerase II. The transcript is spliced from 14 exons. Lineage: Eukaryota; Metazoa; Chordata; Aves; Apodiformes; Apodidae. The coding region runs from base 33 to 2195 and encodes 720 amino acids. Gene Ontology annotation, cellular component: catenin complex; adherens junction. Gene Ontology annotation, molecular function: cadherin binding; alpha-catenin binding; transcription coactivator activity. The record is from RefSeq and is a predicted model, not a curated record.